Chelmon rostratus (copperband butterflyfish) is the source of this 4098-nucleotide messenger RNA. RefSeq names its product nudix (nucleoside diphosphate linked moiety X)-type motif 4b (gene nudt4b). Gene Ontology annotation, molecular function: endopolyphosphatase activity; diphosphoinositol-polyphosphate diphosphatase activity; bis(5'-adenosyl)-pentaphosphatase activity. The transcript has 5 exons. Gene Ontology annotation, biological process: adenosine 5'-(hexahydrogen pentaphosphate) catabolic process; diphosphoinositol polyphosphate metabolic process; diadenosine hexaphosphate catabolic process. Gene Ontology annotation, cellular component: nucleus; cytoplasm. The coding region runs from base 336 to 896 and encodes 186 amino acids. The record is from RefSeq and is a predicted model, not a curated record. Lineage: Eukaryota; Metazoa; Chordata; Actinopteri; Chaetodontiformes; Chaetodontidae.
CCAGAGGAGGGCUGUGCUGUGUAGGCUGUAGUCUACAUAAGAUCGCUGCCUGCGGGGCUGGACACACACACCGCCGACUGCAGCCGGAGCUUGCAUCUACCUUCCAGACGCACUUGAUUUAUGAGGAAAGCAUAAAUCCGGGACAGUCUGACGGCUACCUUGGGAUCUCUCCAGCGACCCCUCCUCCUCUCAUUAGACCACCUCGGACCACGGAUGCGGAGAGCAGCAACGAUGCGGCGGCUCCGCUGUUAACUCGUUGGACCCCUCUCUCUAUCUCUCUCUCCCACCCUCUCUCUCUCUCUCUCUCUCUGUUUCUGCCGGUGUUAUCAUCCACAAUGAAGCUCAAGCCGAACCAGACCAGGACAUACGAUGGCGAGGGCUUCAAGAAGCGAGCGGCGUGUCUGUGCUUCAAGAAUGAACGCGAGGAGGAGGUGCUGCUGGUCAGCAGCAGUCGGCACCCGGACCAGUGGAUCGUCCCCGGGGGUGGGAUGGAGCCCGAAGAGGAGCCGUGUGGUGCCGCAGUGCGAGAGGUGUUCGAGGAGGCUGGUGUGAAGGGCAAGCUCGGACGUCUGCUUGGUGUUUUUGAGCAAAACCAGGAUCGGAAGCACCGGACGUACGUGUACGUGUUGACUGUCACAGAAACUCUGGAGGCCUGGGAGGACUCUGUUAACAUAGGCCGCAAGCGGGAGUGGUUCACCGUGGAUGAGGCCAUCAAAGUGCUGCAGAGCCACAAACCCGUCCACGCUGAGUACCUGCGGAGGCUCCAGCUCAGCUGCUCCCCAACCAACGGAAACUCCAUCCUCCCGAGCCCACCGCCGAACGACAACUACCCCCAUUACAGCGCCACCGCCACCACCCCCUCAACGGGCAGCGUGUUGGGCACCUCCUGCAGAUAGGACUGCACCGAAACCUUGUGUCCUGUCGGCUUGGACAGUUCACUGGAAGUCUGUACAGUCUUGCAUGAAUCCAAUGACUUUUCAGAGCCAUGGCUCUCCUGUACGUAUCAUUUCUAGUCUUAGCUGCAGGACAGACCAAAGCCAUCUCCAGAACUGUGUAAAAGACUCGAGCAACCGAGUGGGAGACAUCUCUGACAGACAAACUGUGGAUACAGCUAUCUCAAGAACACUUUUUCUUUUGCUGGCAAACACCAGACUGAUGAGCUGAAGCUUGGAAGAGGCAGCUCCGGCAGACUCUGCUGGCGUUGGCGGCCUGGUGAAUGAAUGCCUUACAGAAACUUUGUAUGAAUGUUGUACUAGGGUCGUUUUAUUUAUCAGUCAUUUUUACGUUCCUUUUAGCAGAAUGGAUAUGCUUUCUAGUCAAUAAAAGAGUAAUUGACCCCAAAGCACGUCCAUGGGGGGGGGGGGGUUUCUAGACAAAAUAAUGUCUAAGUCAUCGAGCCAUGAUGAUAACAGCAUAUUUUACCACGUGGAUCUCAUUUUAAACCUGAUGUGCUUCAAGGAUCUCUUCUGCUGCAUUUCAAUGUAAAGUGGGAUUUUCUGCAUCUCCUUUCAAAAAAAUGAUUGGUGGCAUUAAAAAAGGAAUAAUAUUUUAAAGAAACAAUACAAACAAAUAUAUUAAAAAAAAAACAAAAAACAAGAGAGCAAAAUUUAAUGGGAAAUGCCAUGAUAGAAACAGCUUUUGGCCCUAAAUGGUCAAAGGUCAGGUCCUGUCUCACAGGACUGCAGCAGCUGGCAGGGAGCUUAUACCUCAGUAAACUGAAAACUGGAUCUGAGUCACGAUGCUGCGUUCGCAGUUAAACUUCAGCCGAUGCCUCCGAAGUGACGAGUCCGCUAACCUUGACUGAUCCAACAAACGGGUCUGUUGUCCAUUAAAAGCCACAUACCUUUCAUCAGCGCUUACUGUUUCCCAUGCUGUCACAGUGAAAGUAUUUAAUGGUGUAAUGUACAUCUUUGCCUUAGGUAUUACAUGCUGCUGGGGUCAACUUAAAAAAAAAAGGGGGAUUUUCUUCAAAUCAUUCGCAAAUUUCACUUCACAUGAAAACGACUGACUGCUCUAGCUUUAAAUGAACGCUAAGCAGUUUUAUCACAUUUCACGGUGCUGCAAAGCAUUUUUUCAUAUAUAAUAUGAUUGUUUUCUCUACCAUCUGCAAGUAAACACGAUUACUUGUAUCUAGGGCUGCAACUAACAACUAUUUUCUUUCUCGAUUCAUCUGCCCAUUCUUUUUUUUGUUUCAUCUAUUUGUGGUUUGGUCUAUGAAAUAUAGAAAAACUGUGAUCAAUAGAAUUAACCUGAGAGUCGCUGAUCUCAGAUUAAUUCUCAGAUCAUAAACUCUAUCAAAAAAACAACCUUUGUUGGUUAUAAUAAUAAUAACAAAAAUAAUAAUAAUAAUUUUAAUAGAAAUAUUUCAAUAUUUCUUCCUGGUUUUUCGGUUACUUCCUAAACAGUUUCCUGUCUGCCUCUCGGCUACAUAUCGUCAAUUAAAGACGACAACAGUUUUGAACAUGAAGACCGAAAUCCAAAGAAAAACACAACUCAGCAGUUAAAAUGUCACAUCGCAGAUCAUAGUCCUUUGCUUGCCUAAGCGCUCUCACUGAAAAGAGACACCCACUCACUCCUGUGUUGACAGCUGAAUGACGACUCGUAACCAUACAGAGAUUUGUAAAUAGCUUUGAAGAGAAACGUUGAACGUGUGUUUUUAACCCUGUAAAAUUUCUCUUAAUAUUUUAUAUAUUUUUUAACAAUGUGCAAAUGGCAGGAUAAAGAAAACGUGUAGAAAACCCACUGAGAACAGUAUGUACAGUCUAUUUGUAUUGAUGACAACGUGCCACAGGUUUAGGCCAUGAGGGUUGGUUGGUUUGUGUCUUAGAACGAUAUAGAGACGGUUGAAUUGAUGCUUUUUAAAUCACGAUUUGGUGAAAUUGGCGUGUGUCCGUUACGAAUGAGGAGUUCAAUGAGCAGCACAAAAUGACAGGAUAGAGAGAUUUGAGAGAUGUCGGAAAACGACAUUUUUUCCUUUUUUACAAAAUAUAUAUACAGCAUCUUGCUAAUCAACUUGUGUGCAUCAGAUACACAAGAUUGAAUGUUAAUGAAUAUCGACAUAAAUGAUGAAAUUGGGGUUUUUAUAACAUCUUAGGGGGGAAAUGUUGGCAGGACUGUACGAGGAAUUUGACUCAUAUGUUCUCACAGACAAACUUCUCAUGUGUUCUGUUCUGUGGUAGUAAAAACAUCUCUUCUGUUGACUUUCUCCAGGUGACCCAGACUUAAACCUAAAAACUUUGGUCUCCGUUCAACUGCUCUAUCACAAAGUCUUAUUUGCAACAUCAUAAACUCCGAUACACCAAUUCAGCCAUCGUAAACUUCCAGCCUGGUCCAGUUCAAAUAAGGACUCCAACCACCUAAACCGGUGUGUGUCUGUGUGUGUAAGUGUGUUUUGUUGCUUGAUGAAUGUCAAAUAUGACGUGCCAAACUGAAAAAUGUGUUGAGGUGGAGAAAUUUUUGAUGUCACAUUAUAAUAUACAGAUUUUUUUAGGCCAAAAAAAAAAAAAAUACUGAUCUCAAACAUUGUUUUAUGAACUUAAUGUCAUUCAGUAUAUAAUCAUUUAGAUAUUGACUGCAUCCUUCAUUGUUGAAAUGAUGACUAAUGAAUCACAGACACUUUUUACCCCACACUCUUGUCAUGUAACCGAGCAAAUAGACAACAAUCCAGAUAACAUAAAUUUAACUUAAACCCAUUAAUCUUGACAUUUUUGCGGUUAGGUUUCCCUCUGAAACACCUUCUUGCUCCACUUGCUGGAACCUUUAUUUAAUGCUUGGGUCUGUGUUGAUCUGUGCUGCUUUUCUGGGCGAAGCAUGGCAGUCAGGGUAAGAACCCCACAGAUGAAAUGUAUGUGCUCAAGUGCAAAAAUGUAAAGCAGCCUGGACACAAGCGUCCGCAAAAUGACCGAAACUGGACAGCUUGAUUGUUUGCUGAACACACUGUAUUGUCACAUGGAUGUAUCAAGAGCAUUUCAAUCAAAUGGAAGGUUGGUCACUGUUUCGUCAUGAAGAUUAUGCACAGAAAAGUUUAACGUGAAUGUGAUUUGAAGACCUGGACUGGACAGAUUGUUUUUGAGAAAAGAUUGCAUUAAAGGGGGAAAA